CAUUAAGGCUACAACCAUACAAUCGCAAUAUCUGAUCGUGAACCAGCUCUGUCUGUCCGUAUACUCACGAGCAAUUCAUUCCCGUUGUCUUUUCCCUGCUUCAAAAACCGACAUUUUGAAGUAAAACGACUUGUUCACCUUCAGACACUUAUCAUUACAAAGUCUAAAGAACGAUACUUAAGUAUCCUGUCAUUCCUUUAAUUCACUUAUAAUUCACUUAUUGUAAAAGUAAUAGUCUUGCUCCACGUGACUCCCUCGAAGUCUUAUGUUAUAAUCAUCAAAUUGUCAAAAUUAAUUAUCAUGAAUUCUACCGAUAAAUUCUCCAAUCCGGGGCCUAAGACCUCGAAUUUACAGUUGGAAGAAGAAGCAUUAAAGCUCGGAUCUCCAAUCCAUAGUCUUAUUUCGAAAUUCUCGGAAAAAAACGAUCAUAUUGAUAGUAAUACUAUCACUUCCGAUAAGAAUAUAUCAGACACUCGUAAUGUGUCUGAAGAAACUCAACAAAGUCAUGAAAGUCAUGAAACUCAUGAAACUCAAGAAACUCAACAAAGUCAUGAUUCUCAUGAACCAUUUGCACCUGCGUUGUUGCCUCGAAUGCCCGGAACUUACAAUGUUAAUGGGUUAAAUAAUGAUGGUCAUGUUAAAGAUGAGUACCACGAGUUAACAGAAACAUUACACGACAAUUCCAAUUCUAAUUCCUCCAAUUCUAAUUCCUCCAAUUCUAAUUCUAAUUCCAGUUUUAAUCCUAAUUUCAAAGAAGAACCAGAAGAACCAGAAGAACCAGAAGAACCAGAAGAACCAGAAGAGCAAGAAGAGCAAGAAGAGCAAGAAGAUGUGCCAGAAGAAGAACCACAACUAGUAGCUCCUAAUACUCCAAGCACUAUAUCAGAAGCUAAAAUGACUACUCCAGUAACUACUCAUCAUCAGAAAUUGACUACACCCGAAUUAUCCAAUUACAGAUCCGUCUUGGAUCCAGGUAAACCCUUUUCGUUAAAUACUACGGCUCCUAAUCCUAUACAUAUAGAACAAAUUUUGAAAGAUAAUAAUAAAUCUAGUGAUUUUGAAAUUAUAUCUACUGAUGAUAAAUCAUCUAUAUCCAGUACAGCUGCCAACUUAUUGAAAUAUGAUGCUUUACAAAGGAUUCCCACUGUAGAUGAUGAAAAUAUUGAUGAUCUAACUCCUCGACAAAUGUCUCAACUGACAGUAAUUAGAAGUCCACCUCCACCUCCUUCACAAUCACAAUCACAAUCAUUUAAUCAAGUAGCUCAUAAUACUACUGCAGCCAUAACUCCUAUAUUACAACAAAAUUUAAGUAAAUUUGGUCCAUCUAAUCCUACCCCCAAAUCAGUUAAUUCUUCAACUUCAACUCUUGGAAAUUCUCCUCUUCAUAUUGGUACUUAUACUAAUAUAAUUAACCCUUCACCAAUUAAUGGGUCAAGAACUUCUUCAAGUCUGACAACUUUAAGUACUACUAGUCAAUCAUCAAGUAAAAAAAGUCGAGUUAGAGGAGUAUUUUCUUCUAUGUUUGGUAAAAGAAGUUCUGGAAAUUCAUCGACUUUAACUACCAAUAAUAAUAAUAUAGAUUCAGGUUCAGGUUCUGGUUCAAAUUCAGAAUUAAAUAUGAAAAUUAGUACUCCAUUUAAUGCAAAACAUGUGGCUCACGUUGGAGUCGAUGAUAAUGGAAGUUAUACAGGUUUACCAGUUGAAUGGGAAAAACUUUUAUCAGCCAGUGGGAUUUCUAAACGUGAACAACAACAACAUCCUCAAGCAGUAAUGGAUAUUGUAGCAUUUUAUCAAGAUUCUAAUGAGAAUCCCGAUGAUAAUGCGUUUAAGAAAUUCCAUUUUGAGAAUAGUAGUUCUUCCAGUUAUAAAACCAUUAACAAUAAUAGUAAUAGUACGGGUAGUAUGACGAAUUUAGAAUCUACAACUCCAACUACUCCAGGAACUCCAUUUACUGGUUCUCAUAGUCCUCCUCGAGAUCCUUUAACUCCUCAAACUCCUCAUCAUCUGCUGUAUUCUCAGCCAAGUGGUGGUAGUUCGGCUCCUCCACUUCCAGUCCAACAACAACAACAACAACAGCAGCAGCAACAACAACCACAAAUCCCUGCUACUCCUCAACAACAGUAUCCUACUCAACCUAAAACUCCUGCCAGUUCCUCUUAUGAAAGUCAAUUCAUCCCUUCAAGACCGGCUCCAAGACCUCCUUCAGCUCAACCAACUCCUAAACAAGCUGUACCACCUCCUGAUGAGAUAUCUCCUAAGAAAUCCACCUCAUUCAUAUCGAAAUCCAUCUCUUCUAAAUCCAUUAAGGGUCUUAGAAGUGGAUCUAAAAAGGAGAAGUUUGUCAAUAUUCCUCAUCCUCCACCUCCUCCUCCUCCAACCACUGGAACUACUACUUCAAUACCGAAAUCUAAAUCUCAUAAUUCUUCAUUAACAACUUCUCAUCAAUUUCAAUUACAUGAGAAACAACAACUGUUAAAGAAUGGUGGUGCUACUACUGCUCCAUUACAACAAACUUCUAAAUUCAAUCGAGAUGAAGCUCCUUUACAUUAUCCUAAACAAAGAAAAGAUGAUUUCAAAUCGCAUAGGCCUCCACCUCCACCUCCAUCUUCAGCUCAAGCUCCUGGCCAAGUUCCUGUUCAAUCUCAAGCUCCGGUUCAAGUUCCAGUUCAAGCACAAGCUCCAGUUCAAUAUAAAUCUCAAGCUCAAGCUCAACCUCCAACUGCUGGUCCUAUACUUACUAGUCCACAACAAGCAUUAGCUGAUGUCACAGCUCCUAUUUCUCGUGAAAAGUAUGAAGAGAAGCAGUCUGAAAGACAACAACAGCAGCAGCAACAACAACAACUGAAUAAAUCAUCUCCAGAAGUACAGAGAAAGAAAUCUAACCAACAACCAGUUCGAGAUGCUAAACAAGCAGCCAUUUUAUCUCAGAAGAAACGUGAAGAAAAGAAGAGAAAGAAUCUUCAAAUCAUUGCUAAAUUACAAUCGAUAUGUAGUGAAGGAGAUCCUAAUACGAUGUAUACUGAUUUAACAAAGAUUGGUCAAGGUGCAAGUGGAGGAGUUUAUAUUGCUCAUGAAUUGGCUAAUCGUAAUGCUACAGUUGCCAUUAAACAAAUGAAUUUAGAACAACAACCCAAGAAAGAAUUAAUUAUUAAUGAAAUUUUAGUUAUGAAAGGUUCUAAACAUCCAAACAUUGUUAAUUUCAUUGAUUCAUAUUUAUUAAAGGGAGAUUUAUGGGUAAUUAUGGAAUAUAUGGAAGGAGGAUCCUUAACAGAAAUUGUAACUCAUAGUGUUAUGACAGAAGGACAAAUUGGUGCAGUAUGUCGAGAAACUCUUAAAGGAUUAAAAUUUUUACAUUCAAAGGGAGUUAUUCAUCGAGAUAUUAAAUCCGAUAAUAUUUUAUUAAAUAUUGAUGGGAAUAUUAAGAUGACGGAUUUUGGAUUUUGUGCCCAAAUUAAUGAAUUAAAUUUAAAGAGAACAACUAUGGUUGGUACACCAUAUUGGAUGGCACCAGAAGUUGUAUCUCGUAAAGAAUAUGGACCAAAAGUUGAUAUUUGGUCAUUAGGGAUUAUGAUUAUUGAAAUGAUUGAAGGUGAACCACCUUAUUUAAAUGAGACUCCCUUAAGAGCAUUAUAUUUAAUUGCAACUAAUGGUACACCAAAAUUAAAGGAACCAGAAGCUCUUAGUUAUGAUAUUAGAAAAUUCUUAAGUUGGUGUUUACAAGUAGAUUUCAAUCGUAGAGCUACUGCUGAUGAACUAUUAUUGGAUAAGUUCAUUUUAGAGAGUGAUGAUGUAUCUUCUUUAAGUCCAUUAGUUAAAAUCGCCAGAAUGAAGAAAGCUAGUGAACCCUUAGAAGAUUAG
Molecule: messenger RNA, 3858 nt
Organism: Scheffersomyces amazonensis
Lineage: Eukaryota; Fungi; Ascomycota; Pichiomycetes; Serinales; Debaryomycetaceae
Gene: CST20
Product: mitogen-activated protein kinase kinase kinase kinase
Exons: 2
Coding region: 301-3858 (1185 amino acids)
Biological process (GO): protein phosphorylation; intracellular signal transduction; regulation of MAPK cascade
Cellular component (GO): cytoplasm
Molecular function (GO): protein serine/threonine kinase activity; ATP binding
Source: RefSeq, a predicted model, not a curated record